AUGCACAAGGUGUCUCAUCUGAAAAGAAACCUGAGCCCCAGGGAGGCGGCGCGGAGCGACCCUGGCAGAGCUGGCGCGAACGGGGCGAGAGGUCGCUGGGCAGCGCUCGAGGACAGAGGGAGCUUGGCCACAGAAGACCCCAGCGAUCUGAUCCUGGGAUCCCGGCUCCAAGCUCUCCUCGCAUUUUACAGAUUUCACCCCCGCGACUAUCUCCCCAAAACGGAGCCUUUAUAUCAAGAGAAGGUGCGGGAGCUGGGCCAACCAGGACUUUCCCGGGCACCCAAGAUGCGCUCCAUUAGGAAGAGGUGGACGAUCUGCACAAUAAGUCUGCUCCUGAUCUUUUAUAAGACAAAAGAAAUAGCAAGAACUGAGGAGCACCAGGAGACGCAACUCAUCGGAGAUGGUGAAUUGUCUUUGAGUCGGUCACUUGUCAAUAGCUCUGAUAAAAUCAUUCGAAAGGCUGGCUCUUCAAUCUUCCAGCACAAUGUAGAAGGUUGGAAAAUCAAUUCCUCUUUGGUCCUAGAGAUAAGGAAGAACAUACUUCGUUUCUUAGAUGCAGAACGAGAUGUCUCAGUGGUCAAGAGCAGUUUUAAGCCUGGUGAUGUCAUACACUAUGUGCUUGACAGGCGCCGGACACUAAAUAUUUCUCAUGAUCUACAUAGCCUCCUACCUGAAGUGUCACCAAUGAAGAAUCGCAGGUUUAAAACCUGUGCAGUUGUUGGAAAUUCUGGCAUUCUGCUAGACAGUGAAUGUGGAAAGGAGAUUGACAGUCACAAUUUUGUAAUAAGGUGUAAUCUAGCUCCUGUGGUGGAGUUUGCUGCAGAUGUGGGAACUAAAUCAGAUUUUAUUACCAUGAAUCCAUCAGUUGUACAAAGAGCAUUUGGAGGCUUUCGAAAUGAGAGUGACAGAGAAAAAUUUGUGCAUAGACUUUCCAUGCUGAAUGACAGUGUCCUUUGGAUUCCUGCUUUCAUGGUCAAAGGAGGAGAGAAGCACGUGGAGUGGGUUAAUGCAUUAAUCCUUAAGAAUAAACUGAAAGUGCGAACUGCCUAUCCAUCACUGAGACUUAUUCAUGCUGUCAGAGGUUACUGGCUGACCAACAAAGUUCCUAUCAAAAGACCCAGCACAGGUCUCCUCAUGUAUACACUUGCCACAAGAUUCUGUGAUGAAAUUCACCUGUAUGGAUUCUGGCCAUUCCCUAAGGAUUUAAAUGGAAAAGCAGUCAAAUAUCAUUAUUAUGAUGACUUAAAAUAUAGGUACUUUUCCAAUGCAAGCCCUCACAGAAUGCCAUUAGAAUUCAAAACAUUAAAUGUGCUACAUAAUAGAGGAGCUCUAAAACUGACAACAGGAAAGUGUGUAAAGCAAUAAAGCACAUUUUGAAACAAACAAUAUGCACUUCUUUUCUGAAGAUGCUUCCGAAGAUUUGAAAAUAGGAUCCAAAACACGGCUGGGUUUCAGCAUCCACCAAUGAACUGAAAGGUGAAUAAAGGACGUUCAUGAGAAAUCGACUACCAGCUGAUGAAAUACCUGCAAAGUGCUCUAAAAACUAAAUAUUUUGACUUCAAGGGUCCUAGUAAGUGCCACUUCCACUAAGAAUACAGUUUGAAUGUAUAAUCAGUAGUGUUUACAAGAUCCAACAGUGCACUCAUCAUUAGUUAACAAAGCAAAUGUGUUCGUCACUGUCAGGCUGCCCACAGCAACACCAAGCACGUUAGAAGAGGAACCCCAGGAACACAACUCAGACCUUGGGAAAUUAAACCAUCCUUGUCAGCAGAAGCCAAGAUGGAAGCAGUUUGAGCAAUGAAAUCCGUAAGAUUAAACAACUCAAGUAAAUGCCUUCAGUCAGGACUCUGAGUCUGAUCAUGAAUUUUAUGUUUUAAUUUAUGUUUUUGUUUGUCUUCUGGAAUCUCUUUUGGUUUGGAUAUUGGGAUGCUUAGAAAUCCUUUCUGAGAUACAUAUGAAUGAGGAAAUAAACUUUAAGUAAUUAUUUUUAAAGUUCUUAUACUUUUUAAAAGCUAUCACACAAAGACUU
This is a messenger RNA of Nomascus leucogenys (northern white-cheeked gibbon), 2029 nucleotides long. RefSeq names its product ST8 alpha-N-acetyl-neuraminide alpha-2,8-sialyltransferase 4 (gene ST8SIA4). Gene Ontology annotation, biological process: oligosaccharide metabolic process; N-glycan processing. The record is from RefSeq and is a predicted model, not a curated record. Gene Ontology annotation, molecular function: alpha-N-acetylneuraminate alpha-2,8-sialyltransferase activity. NCBI's taxonomy places the organism in Eukaryota, Metazoa, Chordata, Mammalia, Primates, Hylobatidae.